AUGACCAAGAUUUUCUUGCAUUUGCUGCUUCUUGUGGCCUUCUCGGCCAAUGCAGCUUUGGGAGGCCAGAUCGUCAAGGCUCUUCCCGGUUAUGAUGGUGAACUUCCCUUUAAGCUUGAGACUGGGUACAUCUCUGUUGCGGAUGCGGAGAUGUUCUACUACUUCAUUGAAUCGGAGGGAAACCCUAAAGAAGACCCUCUUUUGCUCUGGUACAGUGGAGGCCCUGGUUGCUCUGCUUUUAAUGGCCUCAUUUUUGAAAAUGGUCCGUUACAAUUCAACAUCACUGAAUAUGAAGGAGGUGUGCCACAGCUGGAGUACUAUCCAUACUCUUGGACAAAGACAGCAAGCAUUUUGUUCGUUGAUGCACCAGUCGGUACUGGCUUCUCUUAUUCCACAACUGCCUCUGGUUGGUACACCUCAGACACACAAGCUGGCUGGCAAACCUAUAAGUUCUUGAGAAAAUGGCUGAUUCAACACCCACAGUAUUUGAAAGUCCAAUUAUUUAUUGGCGUUGAUUCUUAUUCCGGCAUUUCUGGCAGUCUCCUAGUCCAUCAUAUUGUAAAUGAAAAUGAAGCUGGUGCUGUCCCGCGCUUGAAUCUCAAGGGUUACAUUCUUGGAUGCCCACGAAUUGAUGCAGACAUUAACGACAACUCCAAAAUUAUAUUUUCUCAUCGGAUUGGCCUUAUAAAUGAUGAGCUCUAUGAGACGUUGAAGGAGAGUUGCAAUGCUAGUUACACUGACAUCGAUGAAAGCACAUCCUCCCCUGAAUGCUAUGAGGCAUAUGAAAUUUAUUCUCGGCUUAUCAAAGACAUAAACAAAAACGACAUUUUGGAGCCUAAAUGCGUCUGGGCAUCCCCUAAAUCCAGUGGAGAGCUCAGUUAUAGAUCUCUCGAAGAGAACCCCGAUAACUUCAUUCUCUCGCCUCCCAAGAUCCCUGAAUUUUGGUGCCACAACUUCAUCCAUGCCAUGUCCUACUGGUGGGCAAACGAUCAAAGUGUUCAGGAAGCUCUUGGCGUGCGGCUGGGAACAGUUGGUGACUGGGUUAGAUGCAACAAGUCACUGCAGUACACAAAGGAUGUGGACAGUGUCCUCGAUGUUCACAAGAACCUUAGCACCAAAGGGUUGCAAGUUCUCGUAUACAAUGGUGAUCACGACCUCACCAUCCCAAGCACCGGAACGCAACAGUGGGUCAAGGUGCUUGACCUGACGAUUGUGAAUGAUUGGCGACCAUGGCUUGUCGAUGGCCAGAUUGCCGGUUAUACCAUCAAGUAUUCGGAACACGGUUACAGACUGACCUAUGCCAGUAUCAAGGGGGCUGGUCAUCCGCCUCAAGCGAACAAGCGACGAGAGUGUUACGAGAUGUUUCGAAGUCAAAUAAUGCAAGUUUUCAAUUGGGGAAUUUGGGAUCACAGUGUUGAUGCAGAUGCCGAUGCCGAUGGUCAUGGAUCGACGGCCUGA
Molecule: messenger RNA, 1458 nt
Organism: Eucalyptus grandis
Lineage: Eukaryota; Viridiplantae; Streptophyta; Magnoliopsida; Myrtales; Myrtaceae
Product: serine carboxypeptidase-like 17
Exons: 15
Coding region: 1-1458 (485 amino acids)
Biological process (GO): secondary metabolic process; proteolysis
Molecular function (GO): acyltransferase activity, transferring groups other than amino-acyl groups; serine-type carboxypeptidase activity
Source: RefSeq, a predicted model, not a curated record